Molecule: messenger RNA, 799 nt
Organism: Cercospora beticola
Lineage: Eukaryota; Fungi; Ascomycota; Dothideomycetes; Mycosphaerellales; Mycosphaerellaceae
Source: RefSeq, a predicted model, not a curated record
CAAUAUCCUACAAACAGAUCAGAAAGUUCAACAAGUAUGAAGUCAUUCACUAUCUUUGCCUCAAUUAUUGCGGCAGUUGCUGCUGAGUGGACAUGUCCACAAGACCACAACACCAAUUACACGGUGUACGGAAAACAGUGGAACAUUCAAUGUGACAACAGCAUCCAGGGCACAGACAUCCGCCGCUUCUACAACGGCGAGCAGGACACUCUUCUGUCUUGUGCAUAUGCUUGCGCCGAAGAUCCAACCUGUUUGGGUACCAGCUACGUCUCGAUGACUUACACUUGCAUCCUCAAGUCGUCGAUCGAUGCCAUCAACCUCCGGCCAGGUAUCUGGUCGGCAUACCCAAUUGAGGACGAGAACUGUGCGUAGUAUCAUUUUUGGACGAAUACCGCGGGAGAGACUGAACCGCAGGUUGCGACACCAGAGUGUUGUCUGACUGGUUGAACACUGGCUGACACCACGUGCAGAAACAACGACUCAAGGUGAUCGGAAGGCCAGUAGGGUGUCGCCAAGAAGGACCUGAGAGAGAGAUCGCGGCGUUAUAUUCUUACAGUUGCCACGUGCCAGCCAACUCAUCAGGACCCGGGAAUGGAUACAGCUUCUCAGUGCAGUUUCACAAUCUCAAUAAGCAGGCAAAUAUAUCUUUGAAUGAUCUUACCGUAUGAAAAGAUGCAUUCAUAGGUAGUGCGCUUGAACCUGUCUUGAGGCUGUAAUGCUCCACGUAGAUCUGAAGUUGAGGCGUGCAUUGGCUUCCAAACGGACUUGGCAGGGAAACUCUUGAUGUAUUGAAUUCGUG